CAAGCUGAGCUACCCAUGGCACAAAUUGAUUACAUUUUGCAGCACUGAAUUGGAAUAAUUUGUUUUUCGUUUAUAUUAUUGGAUACAUAUUUAUUUAGUUUUGUUUCACACAUUGAAUCACCAUGAAUAACGGAAAUUCGGAAAGGAGAGUAACUCGGGCAUCAAAAAACAACAAACCAACCAGGAGGCGAGUGAUAGCAGAAAUUGAUGUUGAUGAACGGGAAAAUGUAGAGAUUGAGCCAGAAAUUCUGAAACAAACAGAACUGUUUGAUGAUGACAAUGAUAUAAGUGGCAUGAAACUGUACGAGAAGCCAGAAAUAUAUAAAAAAGGAGCGAUGUUAGAAAAAGCAAAAAGCUUUAAACUUUCAAAAAAUGUAAACUCGAUCAUCAAUCUCGAAAAGCGUUCUCCAUGUAAAACCCCAACGAAAAAGAAAAAGGAAAAAAGUUUUAUGAAAGGCCUCUCGAGUUCUGAGGAAAGUGAAAGCAAAUCAGAAGGUAGUGAAUAUGAACCCGAUGGGGUUGAUGAUGAUGAUGACAGUGAUGAAAUUGAUGAUGAAGAAUAUCCCGAAACUGAAGAAAUUGAUGAAAACGAGGAUAGCGAUUAUGAAGUCAAACCAAAACCAUUAGUUCUUCAAAAAUCAAAGUUAAUUUUGAAGAAAAACUCUAAUUCCGCUAAAAAAGUUUCCCACGAAAAACCUGCUUACAAAGAUCUCCAUUUAAAUCCAGAAGAUUUCUUUGAAAAUCAAUCUGAAAAAGUCUUGACGUCCAAUCGCACACUUGGAAGGCUCAAAACUCAGAAGCUAGACAAAGAGAAAAUAGACGAAUUAUUACAAAGUCAGUUACAUAUUUCCGAUGCUCAUAACGAGGGAAUUUGUCGCCUCGAAGAAGCAAAUAAAUCGCAAUUUCCUUUGUGGCUUUUUUUACUAGAAGAAGGAUUCAGCAUAUUGUUGCAUGGUUUGGGAUCCAAGCGAGAGUUAAUCCACGAUUUCCAUCAGGAAAUGAUCGGUGGUUGUCCAACUUUACUAGUGAAUGGAUUCUUUCCCAGUUUAACAUUAAAAGAGAUCCUGGAUGGAAUAUUGAAGGACCUGAUGGGUUUGGAACCACCCACAGGUUUAAACGAUUGCAUGGAAUUAAUAGAGAAGACUUUAAAGGAUAAUCCGAAGGAUCGACUCUAUUUGUUAAUUCAUAAUAUCGACGGUCCCAUGCUUCGUUCGAGCAAAGUUCAAGAUAAGCUUUCCUACCUUGCCAGUUUUCCCAAUCUACACUUAGUGGCUUCUGUCGAUCACAUCAAUGCUUCCCUGUUAUGGGACAAUGCAAAACGCUCAAGAUACAAUUUUUAUUGGUGCCAAGCGACGACAUUUUUGCCUUACAAGGAGGAAACUUUAUACGAAAAUUCGUUAAUGGUUCGACAAAGUGGAGCUCUUGCCUUAUCGUCUCUUCACAACGUCUUUUUGUCCUUGCCAGAUAAAUCACGUUCUGUUUAUACUAUUCUCGUUAAUUAUCAGAUAGAAAACGGCGGUGCUAAUUAUCAAGGAAUGGCGUUUAAAGACCUUUAUAAAAAAGCUCGAGAGGGAUUUUUCGUAACGAAUGAUGUUACACUCCGGGCACAAUUAACCGAAUUCUUGGAUCAUAAAUUAGUUAAAGUGAGACGUGCGCUUGAUGGCAUUGAGUAUCUUAACAUUCCGUUAGAUAACGCUUUGCUCAAACAAUUUUUAGAACAGCAGGAAGAAUCUUAGCAAUAAUGAUUCUUAAUUUUUUAGUUUAAUUUAGAAUUUUUUUCCUUGUAAAUUGAAAUUAGGAGCAGUUAGUAUUAUUCUUUACGGAAGAGACUGGGCACUUUUCUGUAAUCUUGUUUUUAUUUAUAAUUAUAAUUUUGGUAUAGAUAUAAUGUUUAAGUCAGAAGAUUGUUUUUUAAUGUUAAACAUAAAGUUGAUCGUUCCAGUAACAUUUUAAUAUAGAACUGUAAUUUAAAAAGAGCUAAAUAAAAAAAAAUAUUUUUCUAAU
This is a messenger RNA of Belonocnema kinseyi, 2004 nucleotides long. It is a transcript of the gene Orc2, whose product is annotated as origin recognition complex subunit 2. NCBI's taxonomy places the organism in Eukaryota, Metazoa, Arthropoda, Insecta, Hymenoptera, Cynipidae. Gene Ontology annotation, molecular function: DNA replication origin binding. Gene Ontology annotation, biological process: DNA replication. The transcript is spliced from 9 exons. Gene Ontology annotation, cellular component: nuclear origin of replication recognition complex; nucleus. The record is from RefSeq and is a predicted model, not a curated record. Bases 123 to 1736 code for a protein of 537 amino acids.